Aspergillus wentii DTO 134E9 is the source of this 1161-nucleotide messenger RNA. RefSeq names its product E1 ubiquitin-activating protein AOS1. NCBI's taxonomy places the organism in Eukaryota, Fungi, Ascomycota, Eurotiomycetes, Eurotiales, Aspergillaceae. Gene Ontology annotation, molecular function: SUMO activating enzyme activity. The record is from RefSeq and is a predicted model, not a curated record. The transcript is spliced from 4 exons. Bases 1 to 1161 code for a protein of 386 amino acids. Gene Ontology annotation, biological process: protein sumoylation. Gene Ontology annotation, cellular component: SUMO activating enzyme complex; cytoplasm.
AUGGAGUCGCAAGAGGCCGCAGCGCAAUCCAUCAGCGCAGAUGAAAUUGCUCUCUACGACCGCCAAAUCCGGCUUUGGGGUGUUAAAGCCCAGGAGAAAAUUCGAUCUGCGAAUAUCCUCUUAAUCUCGAUGAAAGCACUCGCAAACGAGGUAGCGAAGAACCUUGUUUUGGCGGGAAUUGGUACGCUCACCAUCAUCGAUCACCAAGCCGUCACGGAAGAAGAUCUCGGUGCGCAAUUCUUUGUAUCGGAGGAACAUGUGGGCCAGAACCGCGCGCAAGCGGUGGCGCCUCAAAUCCGUGCCAUGAACCCCAGGGUGCAGCUGCGAAUUGAUACCGACGACGUUCGCGCAAAACAGCCAGAUUUCUUCUCAGCAUUUGAUAUCACAAUUGCCACAGAGCUCGAUUUUGCGACGUAUACGACCAUCAAUGCCGCGUGUCGAAUCGCAAACCGUCCGUUCUAUGCCGCGGGGCUCCAUGGUUUCUACGGAUACGUCUUUGCAGACCUGAUCUCACAUGACUUUGUGAUUGAGCGUUCGAAGUCAAAUGUCUCCUCUGUCAAGCAAGAAACACAAACGCGCAGCAUUGUUGAUAUCACGACCAAGAAGGAGAACGACAAGAUGAUUGAGAUGGUCACCAAGCGCGAGGUGUACUCUCCUCUCAUCCUCGCCAAUACCUCCCCUCUCCCCGAGGACUUCACCCGUCUGCCUCGACGACGAAGGCAGGUCACGCCACUUCUGACUUGUCUGCGCGCGCUCUGGGAAUUUCAGAAAAUAUCCGCCGGCGCUUUGCCAACUUUCUCUCACCAAAACUUGGAAGUUUUCACAAAGCUCGCCCACGACCGCCACCAAGAGCUGAAACUCGACAUCAGCACGCUCACCUCGGAGUUCUUGCGCACCUUCCUCCAGAACCUUGGUUGUGAACUAAGCCCGGUGGCCGCUUUUGUCGGUGGUAGUCUUGCGCAGGAUGUUAUCAAUGUCUUGAGCUCCAGAGAGCAGCCGUUGCAGAACAUGCUUUUGUUCGAUGGCGAAAAAUCCGCGGCUCCCAUCUACCCAUUGCAUCCCUUCUUCCCACCGGAGACGGCCGCUCCCUCUGCCACCGCUCCUGUGGCCAAUGCAAUUGAUCUUGAUGUGGACGAGCCGGUGCAAGUCCCUCACAGGUAA